Messenger RNA from Uncinocarpus reesii 1704, 3630 nucleotides. RefSeq lists its product as uncharacterized. Gene Ontology annotation, molecular function: serine-type endopeptidase activity. The record is from RefSeq and is a predicted model, not a curated record. NCBI's taxonomy places the organism in Eukaryota, Fungi, Ascomycota, Eurotiomycetes, Onygenales, Onygenaceae. The transcript has 8 exons. Gene Ontology annotation, biological process: proteolysis. The coding region runs from base 1 to 3630 and encodes 1209 amino acids.
AUGUUCGGCACCAGUCCCCCCAUGUCAGGUGCUAGUACUGUGCUCUCGUCCACCGGCCCUCAAACCACCCUUCCGAAAACUGGCGUAUCACCGACUACUGCAGCCCCGCUUUCUUCCGGGUUGAUUGGCCCUGUUGUGAUAGUGGAAACCACCACAGCGACACUCCCUGUCGUAACCUCUUUAACUACUCUGGUUACCCUUGGUCAUACCUUUACCUUGCGGCCACCUGCUAAUACAAGUCCGGGCCAGGACAUUCCGGUAUUGGUCAUUGUUGGAACAAAAACAGCAACUCUCCCCGGUGUCCUAGUAAAAACUACACUUGUUACUUUCGGCUCAACGUUCACAAUUAUGCCUCCAGCAUCCAUGGGCAUAAAUCUAAGUUCAGGUUCCGAAACAUCUAGCGUUGUCAGCAGCUUUCCACCCGUACCUGGAGAAACAACUAUGAUCACCCGGAGCCAAACCAUGAAAGACGUACCAGGUGUGACCACUAGCGAUCGGCGACCGUCCAUGGCUACGGAAGAAAUCUCCAAAUCAACGACAACUAGAUCAGCGAGCUUAGCGUUUUCAUCUCUGACUGAAAAAACGCGGGAAACAAUGGGGCGCCAGGCAUCCACUCUUACAUCAGGGACUUUGCUAACAACUGCGACUACCGUCAGCCAACCAUCCGAAAAGCCGUCAGCAACUAGGUCAGUAACAACAUCCAAAACAGAUAGAAGCAAAAAGGUCCCUCCACGCACCAAGCUAUCAGAUACACCAGCAACAACUUCCAAAGCAGAGGAAUCGAAAAGAAUCCUUCAUCCACCAAGCCAUCAGAUACACUGGCAACAACUUCCAAGGCAGGGGAGAGCAAAAAGGAUUCUUCACCCACCAAGUCAUCAAAUACACCAGCAACAGCUUCCAGGGAAACCAAAAAGGAUCCUUCUCUCACCAAGUCAUCAAAUGCGCCAGCAACAACACCCAAGACAAACGCUAGCAAGACGGACCGUCUGUCGACGGCUUUUACUCGGUGGCCUCCAGACGCUGUUGUCACUCCGGUUGAAGUUGAAGUCGAAAAGCCCAAGCGACUGGACAACGAUGGCGGUGUAUGGCCCUCCUCCGAUUCAGAAUAUCAAGCUCCCACCACAAAUACAGUUCAAAGGCGAACUUCCGCCAUGGCCUAGGUUCACUGUUGGGAUUGACGGCGUUCCCACAUUCCCUCCGAAGCCGAACCCCACCAAAUGCAGAACCAAGGCAGCCUCUCUAUGUUCCACUACUACAUCAUUCGUUGUAUCGGCUGUUGGUAAUACGUUGCAGACGAUCUCAUCACAGGUGAUCCCUCCAACAUGCGUCCAGGUACGCGGUUGCUUAGUGACAGAUGCGACGCACACAGCUACCGCAACGACUACAGAAGAGUGUCCAACUUCCACUGUGACUGAUGCAAUUAUCACUUGUAGCGGAAGCGGAAUGACAGCCUGCAUGACGAAGACCACGAUCCCCAGAAAGGGCUGCUCGGUCACGCCCGUUACGACAACCGUGUCAUGCACCCCCGCUCCUACUGGGAGUCGUCAUCGUCGAAACCUUUGUCCCUUGCUGGAAGAGUACAUUGUUUGGCCAAAGGACGGUAAGAAAAUUGGCGAAACCAAUGCAAUCCACAGUGAGAUGCAGAAGGUGCUUCAUGAUAAAACAAAAAUCACAGUCUUGAAAACCAAGAGCUUGGGAGUCCACGUCUGGCGGGUCUUGCUAGAACCCGAUCAGGUACAAAGGAUUAGGGACAUACCAAAUGUUGCAGUGGUGUACCCUCAAUGCAAGUCGAACUGUGGAGACCCGUUCACUUCAGGCCCAAGGCUGAGGUAUCAAAAGAAAUACGUCGACGAGUUCAUUGACGGCGACGAAGGUCGCACCCAGUUAGUUUUCAUCUCAAAUCCCGAGGAAGAAUUUCAUGAAAAACUUUUACGGGAAUCCUAUGUCUUCAAUGUUAGCGCAGUGGAGGACAUCCCCAUCUACAUUGUAGAUACCGGGGCCCAGCUAGACAACCCAGUAAGUGAUCCACCUAAGAAAGCCGAAUUCUUGUUUGCGGGCCCGGAUUAUGACGGUAAGGAGCACAAGGAUGAUUCUGGUACUCCGCUUGGUGGCUUUUGCUCAGUGACUGGCCCUCCUUGCAACCCACAUGGCACGGCCAUGUUGAGCGUGAUAGCCGGUUAUAAGCUUGGAGUUGUCAAAAGGAUCAAGCCGAUUAUCGUGCGCAUACCACGAAGGGAUGAAAGCGGCGGCGGUUCCACACCCAUAGACUGGCUUAAUGGGUUAGGUAAGAUCCUUGACGCCUUUCCAAAUGACAGCGAGAAAACGCGGGCCAUCGUCUCUCUGUCCUGGAUUUACUCGCCUGGACUUUUCGAAAAAUCGGUUCGGCGAGCAUUCGAUCUAAAGCAAAUAGAACAAUCUGAUAUGGAGGUAGCCUGGAUGCGAUGGCAGACAAGGAUGUAUGAGCUACUCACGAGCCUGGUUCGAAAAGGUGUCUUUGUGGUUGUUGGCUCGGGUAACGAUCUUAUUAUUAAUGGAUACCCAGCUCUCUUUGGUGCUAAACCGCAAGCGGGUAAACUUCACAUUCCCGAACUGAUGGUGGUCGGGGCUUUAGAUCCAAGCAAUGGACAAAGAUGGUGGAAGUCGGGCAUCGACCUACCCAAAGGCCUUCCUCACAUAUACGCUCCUGGCACCGGUAUCUUGGCUGCGGAGGGCAACAAAACGAAAUGGAAAAAUAAAGAGUUUUACAAGUCCACUCAGGGCACCUCGGAAGCCACUGCUAUGACCGCCGCGCUUGCUGCGUAUUUCCUGAGUCUUCACCAGGUUGGGCGGCUUCCACCUGAUUCGAAAGGCAACAACCCCGACAUGAGCCCAGCCGGCCUUAAAGAGUAUAUCCUCAACAGUGGAUGGGUGCGAUAUACUGACCCACACGACGGGCCUAUCCUGGGGAUAUGGAACGGUGUGAAACCUGAGAAUGUUAAAUCACAGGGAUAUUGUUCCUAUAAGCCAAAAGGACAUAUAUUUCGUCGGCAGGAAGAGGAGUGCGUACCGGGCACGUCCUCGGUUUCACGCUCUUCUAAGCGUCCUACUAGCACUUCAACAACAUCGACCAAACCAACAACUCGACGUGACCCGCCAUCCACUACCGUCAAACCAACCACACUCACAACUAGCACUCGGCGCCCGAAGUCUACUCCAACAGAGAAGCCGAUACAGCCACUGAAGCUUGAGAAGCGCCAAUGCUUCACCUCCCCUUCUUCAGACUUGGGCGUUGUUGACAAGUUCGCGGUGAAAUACGUCGCCGACGAGAUUUGUACGGGCCUCCAUCUGGACGAGGCAAAAAUGUCUCCAGGAAAAAAGCCUAUAGAUCUGGAGCUAAAUCUUUACCGCGUACCGUACCACAUGUCCAUUAGUUGGAAACCCGGUUGCGAAACUAUUGUCGACAGCGUAAGCCCAGCUGCCCCACUUGCUAAAGCAGACAAAGGCACGCCUGAGCGCGAUAUAGAAUGCGUCGAGUUGCUGUAUCAAAACUGGUUAAAAUGUGAUAAUCGAGGCCAAGGCGGAUAUAUCGAUGCGGGAUGCUUGCGGUAUGAAUUCGAGGUGAACUGGGUAUCCAAAAUCGAGAUUCACUGA